UACAUAUAUUCUCAAACAUUGAACUAUUAUACACUGUCUGUCUGUCUGUUUUUGUUUGUCGCUUCAUUCACUCUAUAGCUCAUAUCUGAUUGUAGCCAAAACAGUAUGAAGAGCUGGUCAAGCUGGUUGAAAAGCCUGACUACAUUCAUCGCAGGGCACUCGCAGCUAUACGCAAAGCAGACAGCGUUCAAGCAGUCACAGUUCGACGACGAAAAAGCAACGUCAGUCUACCAUCAGACGUCCCUCCAAUACUUCAGUGCUCGUUUAGCCCGACAGAGGAAGGUCUGAAGUUUGACAGUGUGAUGAAAGACAAAGAAGUUAUUGUACAUGAACAGUUAUCAGCCAUACAGAGAGACCGCUACCAGACAUGCAGACAGAAAUUCAUGACACUGGAUGGUAUGCAGAAGAAGGGCAAGCUGUGGGAAGACCUGGAGACAAUACGCGCCGGUGUAGCCACCGAAACGGCCGCAAUGGCAAGAAGAAAACUUCUGAUGAAUUAUCAUUGGUACCAUGACUUAAUCAUGGAGCUUCCACCCGGUAUUCAAGAUGACCGCUUUCUUGCACACAUUCUGCUGCGUUUGCGAUAUCUAGCAAAGGAGUUUGCUGAAUUGGGGCCGUACAGGCUGUCGAAGAACCGCUUGCUGCGUGUAUUGGCGCAUCUGCGGCCCUGGGAGAGGGAAGCGCCUGAUAUAAAGAAGGCCAUCGAUGUAUGUUUGUUCGAGAUCAUGUCAUCUACACGUCACUGGCCGAGUACGAAGAAUACGUUGCAGAACGCGAAAUCGCAAUGGCGACUGAGAGGAGACCGAAAUCGGCGACGUUUGUGAGUCUAUCAAAGAAGGCGAAAUGAGACACCGAAUCGCAAUUCGAAAUACAAACGUUUGGGCACUUGGUCGGACAUCCAAGCACUAAACAGAGAACUAACGACACACCAAAUGCAUACAGCAUGUGUGUUUCGCAUCGACUUUAACUUCGCGCCUUAUACUUUUGCAACAAAGUGCGAUAUUUUUGUAGAGAAUUGUAAAUGGAAUUGAAUCGGGUUGAUGUACCACAUGUGUACAUGCACCCAUACAUGAAUUCUUUGUUGGCAAUAGCUGUCAAUCACAUGCGUG
Molecule: messenger RNA, 1109 nt
Organism: Corticium candelabrum
Lineage: Eukaryota; Metazoa; Porifera; Homoscleromorpha; Homosclerophorida; Plakinidae
Exons: 7
Coding region: 303-824 (173 amino acids)
Source: RefSeq, a predicted model, not a curated record